AUGGUCACCAAAACUUCCAUCUUUGUGCGAGGAAACCGCGUCGACGGCUGGGUUAUCACGCUCGGUCUCGGGUCUAUCCUUGCAGUCCUGAAAACAAGAAAGGUAAUGAGCAGCCAGGACGGAGAACCGCCCAGAAAGCGGGAAACCCGCUCUGGAAUACGGAAGGUCUCCCGUCUCUCCGCCGAACAACUCGAGAGGAAACGUGCAAAUGAUCGUGAGGCUCAACGGUCUAUUCGACAACGGACAAAAGACCAUAUAGAACAUCUCGAGCAUCAGGUUUCCGUCCUGCAAGCGCAGGUAGCAGAGUUGCGACCUCGAAGCGAACGGUACGAUGAGUUGGUUCAACAAAAUGCGGCUCUUCACGCGGAAGUCAAUCGGUUGAAGGUGCAGCUGGGGGUCCCCACCGGUCGUCCAGGCUUCCCCGCCAGUAGUGAACAAGUCGGUCUCUUUCGAAGUGGAUGGCCAUUGGAGGAAGGGCCUAGGAACGUUCCCAAUCCCGCAACCAGCACGAUGCUAUCGCCAUUCUCCGGAUCUUCCCAUCCACCAAACGUUCCUCGAGCACCUUCGGCUGCCUCAGCUUCGAGUCGAUCAUCCCAUCCCCAUGACUGGCAGCAAUACUCGAACACGCGGUCUCCAUCGUUGGGCGAGACCUCUGAGCCAGAAUACUCUGCUCAGCCAUACGCGAUGGGUAGACAGUUGCGACAGGGCAGUCGGUUAGUUCCACCUUCUCUGCCUGUUGCCGCUCCACUCAGCUUUGGCAGUGCUUCCGGUCAGAGCCACCAGCCCUCCGAGUCGUUUCCCCAAAAUUAUCCACGAGAAGGACUUGGGCCUCCCGGGCAGCUGUCAAUAGAUCAGCCUGCUCCUCCGUUUCUUCCUAGCCAGGGAUCGGCUCAACCUGCGCCCGGUCAGCCAUACCCACCCUCAUACCAGAACCCUAUGCCACCGCAAUCGCAGAGAGAUCCGAGAUAUCCCUAUCCAUGGAAUCCGCAAUCGUGA
Messenger RNA from Penicillium cinerascens, 996 nucleotides. Its product is annotated as bZIP transcription factor. Bases 1 to 996 code for a protein of 331 amino acids. The transcript has a single exon. Gene Ontology annotation, molecular function: DNA-binding transcription factor activity. NCBI's taxonomy places the organism in Eukaryota, Fungi, Ascomycota, Eurotiomycetes, Eurotiales, Aspergillaceae. The record is from RefSeq and is a predicted model, not a curated record. Gene Ontology annotation, biological process: regulation of DNA-templated transcription.